AAAAUACGCCACGUUGCUUUCCCAUUCGCACUAUCCAAUCGCAAUCAAUUUUACUUUGAAUUUUACCUUGAAAAACAGAGAAAAGUACUUUUGCAAAGGGCAUAUACGUCUAUUAAGUAUACUUUUACCUACCCAACGGAGUCUUCUGCUGAUGUCUACUGCCACAAAACCCGCCUUCAGUCGUUCUUAUUCUCACACUCGGAGUACGUUAGUUGUUUUGUGAAAUUUUCCACUUUUACAGUGUAACAGGACUGAAUUGCUGGAGUCAAUGGCGGAGCCGGAGACCUUAAAGCCGACGACUCUCCGCCACGCUUUCGGAAAUGUGCUCUCCUUUUUCAUUCUGUUGCUAAUCGGCGCUCUCGCUUUCACGAUCCGUCUAUUUUCUGUUAUCAAGUACGAGAGUGUGAUUCACGAGUUCGAUCCUUAUUUCAAUUAUAGAGUGACUCAGUAUCUUACGAAAAGUGGAGUAUAUGAUUUCUGGAAUUGGUUUGAUGACCGAACUUGGUAUCCUCUUGGACGCGUUAUUGGGGGAACUGUUUACCCUGGACUUACCUUAACUGCGGGUACUUUAUGGAGGAUAUUUAACUCCUUGAAUAUUCCCCUGUCCGUGGAAACUGUUUGUGUCUUUACAGCUCCUAUCUUUUCCGCAUUUGCUUCAUGGGCAACAUACCUUCUGACAAAGGAAGUCAAAGGUGCUGGUGCUGGGUUGACUGCUGCCGCUCUUUUAGCCAUGGUGCCAUCAUAUAUCUCUCGAUCUGUGGCAGGCAGUUAUGACAAUGAAGCUGUGGCUAUAUUUGCUUUGAUUUUAACUUUUUAUCUCUAUAUAAAGACUCUGAACACAGGAUCGCUUUUUUAUGCUACUUUAAAUGCAAUAGCAUAUUUUUACAUGGUUUGUUCUUGGGGAGGAUACACAUUUAUUAUAAAUCUCAUUCCGAUGCAUGUUCUGCUGUGCAUUUUUACUGGUCGCUAUUCUUCAAGGCUCUACAUUGCUUAUGCUCCACUUGUUGUCUUGGGAACAUUGUUAGCAGCUUUGGUGCCUGUUGUAGGUUUUAAUGCUGUCAUGACAUCCGAGCAUUUUGCAUCAUUUCUUGCUAAAGUUUCCACGACCAAUGUCGAGUUUAUAGUGCUGAAAAUGAAUUUUGAAUAUUGUCGAUUUCUUGUGAAACUGGAGAUUGCCUUGUUGGUAGUGGUAGUGAGCCUACUGGCGCCUCAUAUGAAAAUAUCAAAGUGUGAUUGGUUGCAGGAUCUCAUUUUUGUGAGUAGUUUGAAAAUGGAUUGUUUGCUUCGCUGUUUUGGCUGUACUAGUAGCAUUGGUAGCUUCCAGCCCAACAAAAGGAUGGAGUGGAAGAAGUCUGAGCUUGCUGGAUCCACAGUCAACUUCGUAAGAAAUAUCGAUGCUUGCGCUUGGGGAAGGCGAAGGCCUGUUAGAUUUAGGUUUCAUACAGCUGACAUACUUUAUUUUUCUUUCCACCUUGUAUUUUCUUUCCGAAACGAAAAUGAGAACAGAACAUAUGCGAGCAAGUACAUACCAAUUAUUGCCAGUGUUAGCGAACAUCAACCGCCUACAUGGCCGUCGUACUUUAUGGACAUUAAUGUCUUGGCAUUUCUUGUUCCAGCUGGCAUCGUUGCCUGCUUUUUGCCGCUUUCUGAUGCAAGCUCUUUCGCGGUUCUUUAUAUUGUCACAUCAGUAUAUUUUUCUGGUGUCAUGGUGCGUCUGAUGCUUGUUCUUGCUCCAGCAGCUUGUAUAAUGUCUGGAAUUGCUCUUUCAGAAGCUUUUGAUGUUUUUACUAGAUCAGUUAAAUUUCACUUACUUGAUACAGUCCAAAAACCCCAUGUCAAUACAGGGGAUACCAACAAUGAUACGCAAAAUGAUGCAGUGAAGACUGAGAAGAAUGAGGACCCACUAAAGGACCGGUCUAGCAGAAAAAGUAAAAAGAAGGAAAAGGAGAGUGUAGAGAAAGUUUCACUUGUAUCCCGUAUAGAACGGAGGCUUCUGGUCUUACCAUUGGAGACUUCGCUCUUUGCCGUUUUCUUACUUGUUAUGCUGGGUGCUUUUUAUGUGGUCCAUUGUGUGUGGGCUGCUGCAGAGGCUUAUUCUGCUCCAUCCAUUGUGCUAACUUCCCAUUCUCGUGACGGUCUUCACGUCUUUGAUGAUUUCCGAGAGGCAUAUUCUUGGUUGAGUCAUAAUACGGAGGUGGACGAUAAAGUUGCAUCUUGGUGGGACUAUGGUUACCAAACUACUGCAAUGGCAAACCGCACUGUUAUUGUUGACAAUAACACCUGGAACAACACACACAUUGCUACUGUUGGUACAGCAAUGUCCUCCCCUGAGAAGGCAGCUUGGGAUAUUUUCAACUCAUUGGAUGUGAAAUAUGUUCUAGUUGUUUUUGGAGGGCUUGUUGGGUAUCCAAGUGAUGACAUUAACAAGUUUCUCUGGAUGGUUCGGAUAGGCGGGGGUGUAUUUCCUCACAUCAAGGAACCUGAUUAUUUGAGAGAUGGCCAGUACAGGAUUGAUUCCGAGGCAACUCCAACUAUGCUUAACUGCCUCAUGUACAAACUUUCAUAUUACAGAUUUGUGGAGACAGAUGGAAAAGGCUUUGAUAGGGUUAGACAUACUGAAAUUGGGAAGAAGUAUUUCAAACUCACCCACUUCGAAGAGGUGUUCACCACUCACCAUUGGAUGGUCCGAAUAUACAAGUUAAAAUCCCCAAAAAAUAGAAUUCGCGGGAAGACCAAGAAAUCUAAAUCGAAAGCUGGCUCCACAUCCAGCUCAAAAAGAAGCGGAACAAGAAAGAAGAAUAUUAAUCCCUGGGUUUAGCUCAACUUUGUGAUGCUCACUUGUGUACAACAAUCCAGGUGAAGGGUAGUGUUCACAGACUUACUUUCUAGAACGGACUUGUCUUUCAUCAAUACAAACCAGAAAAGGAAGUCAAAUUAAAGGACACAAUCUGUUAUGUUAUUCAAUGUGAGAUGCUUAAUAGGCUGUUAGCUGAGUUCACCAAUUUUUGAUAUGACAUUUAAGACGGCAACUCACUCCUCAAAACCACAUCUUUACUGUCCCGUGUUCAGGGAUAGCUUGGCAAACAACUCUUUAUACAAUCGACUAGUUGGAUUCUCACCGUGACCACCUCUGUUUUCUAUAUUUAUGUUUUUUUUUUGGGUUAUUUUAUUUUAUUGUGGCUGCACGUGCCUUCAAUUCUUAUCUUAUUGCGUCUAUUCAAUCACUAUUUUGUUACAAUUCUCUUCGGCCAAUACAAGUGAAGUUUCCGUCUGCGUGGUCACCGGGUGAAAUUGGACAGGUUAAUUGUUGGUUCAGGUCAGUUGAUUUAUGAACAAAACCUUUGUCCAUGGUUCUGGUUCAUAUGUAUUAGUGCUCAUAUCCAUGCACUUGCAGUUAUA
Messenger RNA from Striga asiatica, 3399 nucleotides. Lineage: Eukaryota; Viridiplantae; Streptophyta; Magnoliopsida; Lamiales; Orobanchaceae. The record is from the annotation of a GenBank genome assembly.